GUUUAUGUUAUACUUUGUCAAAUAUGGAAAGAGCAUGUAUUUCAGUGAAUAAAUCUAGUCCCAACUGGUGGAUAGAACCUGGUUGUUGUGAGUAAAAAUGACAACAAUGUGCAGCUACUUCUGACUGGCCCCGUAUUUAUCUUACUAGCCAAAAAUUCGGCUACUCCACCACCGGAAAUAGAUCUACCACCAACGACUACAAUGCCACCAUUGACAACGGCAACAGUGCCACAACUACCAGCCAACAAGGAUAUUAUAGUAUUAAGUUAUUUCAUAUCAAAUGCUACAUACGCAGUCCCCGGUGUUGUAGCUAAUGAGAGUAUAUUUGUACUUCAACAAUUGGUUUCUGCUACAUUUGUUAGUGUAAUAAGUGCAUUUAAUGUUGUACUCACUUGUUUUCGUGGUGUAAUAAUCGGUGUAUUAGCAACACCAAUAACUGAGUAG
Molecule: messenger RNA, 444 nt
Organism: Didymodactylos carnosus
Lineage: Eukaryota; Metazoa; Rotifera; Eurotatoria; Philodinida; Philodinidae
Source: the annotation of a GenBank genome assembly